GGUUUCUUCUUCUUCUCUGUUUACUUUGGUGUACCCUUUCGCUUUCUCGCUUUAUCGCUUUAUAUUAGACAAAAUUGGUUUUAGGGCUUUGAAAUUGCAGUGAUCGAUUAGGGUUUUUUGGGUUUGUAUCACACUUUUGGAGUCUCUGUGAUGGCGAAAUUUGGGUUUGAUUUUAGGGUAGUCGAAUUAGUACAGUUUGUGUGUAGAUCCGUUUGAAAUGUUUUUGAACUGGUUUCGAAUUUUCGCGGGUCUCGUUCUGGUUUGAUUGAUUGCAUUGAAUGAUAUGUGGAUUAGGGUUUUUUUGGGUUCGUAGUGUUUAGGAAAUGCAAAUGGUGUUGGGAAUUUUGUGGGUUUGGUGAAUUCUUGUUUAGGUUAGGUUUAUCUCUUGUUAGAUAGAGUUUGAAGAUCUGUGAUCAUAGUUGAGUUUUUGUUGCUUUGAUUGGUUUUUGUUCUUCAUCAGUGUUCAAUUGUUGUUAGAUUUUGAGGGGCUUCAUUUAAAUCUGGAUUGCAUUAGAUUGAUAGAUUCUCAAGAUCUUUCUUUUAUGAGCCUUAUGUUAUGUAUCUCUAUUAUAUUCAGCGGAUUGCCAUGGAAAUUUUUAUUGAGCGGAUUCGCGCGCAAAUUUGUAUUCAACGGGUUCGCGGGCAAUUUUGUUUGUGUUUUAUGUGGAUUAGAUAUGGUAAUUUCAUAAUAUGUGGCCAAAGAUUGGUUCUCUUUUUGUGUUUUUAAAUGUAAUGUCGGUGGGAGGGUCGAACCGGGUUUGUUUAGUAAAAUCCGGGGUUCUUCUACCGGUUGAGACCAGUGCCACCGGAUAAGAUUGAAUUUCUUGAGCUAAUGUAUUGCAUUUAUUGUUUUACCCAGUUGGAUUAGAUCUGCAUCUAUAUCAAAUUUUGGGACCUUGUAGCUAGUUAAACCUUCAUGUGGAAACAAAUCUACAUUUCUAGGAACAUGUUGGGAACGUUCUGGGAGUCUGUUGAAGAUCCUCUAUUCUAAAAAGUUUCCAGAGGACAAUAGUUUUUGACGGAGUAACUCUCGAGGACAUGGAAUGCAACAAGGAUGAAGCGAAAAGGGCAAUGGAUAUUGCUGAGAGGAAGAUGACAGAGAAGGACUACGAUGGGGCGAAAAAGUUCGCUAACAAGGCUCAAAACUUGUUUCCCGAGUUGGAUGGUCUAAAUCAAUUGUUGACGGCAAUCAAUGUUUUUAUCUCGGGAGAGAAAAAAUUCUGCGGAGAAGCUGAUUGGUAUGGUGUCCUUGGUGUAGACCCCUUUGUUAGUGAUGAAGCACUGAAAAAACAAUACCGGAAAUUGGUUCUCAUGCUCCAUCCGGAUAAAAACAAGUGUAAAGGCGCUGAAGGUGCGUUUAAGCUGGUUGCAGAAGCUUGGAAUCUACUAUCUGACAAGGAUAAUAGAAUCUUAUAUAACUUAAAGAGGGGCAAAGAUGUCAAAGAAGCUCAACAAAGAUUCCCACCAACACAGAGCGGGAUUCCACCACACCAGCCAACUUCUAACGGGAUUCCAAAUGUAAGAGAGCAUGUAGUUUUGAGUGCUAGGGCUAGAUCUAAGCCCGCUGCCCGUAAGCCUGCUGCCCAUAUGGAUAGAUCUCGCAUGGGUUCACCUGCUUUUGUUUCUCCGAUGCAUGAGGAGAAUAGUACCUUUUGGACCAAGUGCAACAAAUGCAACACACAAUAUGAAUACCAGAGGGUUUAUCUUAACCAAACCUUGCUUUGUCCACACUGCCAUCAAGGUUUCGUUGCAGAAGAGAAAACUCCGCCUAAAAAUAUUCCUAAGCCGCCAGUCAACAUCUCAUCUAGCCAACAGCACCGGAGUUCCAAAAAUCAAGCGUCAAACAAGAACUCAAAUGGUUCUUCUUCUAGGAGAGAGCCUGCACCAUCUGUUAACCUGAAUUUUCAGUGGGAUUCUUCAUCAAGAAUGGGUGGUUCUAACAGCCGAAAUGCCACAAAUGAAGCGGCAAAUGUAGUUCAGCAAGCACAAGAUAAACUGAAAAGAGGGUUUGGGGAGACGCAAGAAAGGGAUGCGGCUAGAGGAUUUACAAACUCUGAUCUGGGGAAUUUUAAGAGGCAGAAGACUGAUGAUUCCCAUAUGCGUGGUCCAUCUGCAGGCAAGUCGUCGAAUCACAUAGGUGCUAGCAGGUCCAGUACUUCUAAUGCUGCCAAUGAAAAUACUGAAUCGCCCAACACCAUAGGCUCUCGUCAUCCUUAUGUACAAGCAUUGUUACGUUCUGAUAUAAAAAAAGCUCUUAUGGACAGAGGCCAGUCAGAGAUUUUUAAGAGACUUCCGAAGAUGAUUGCUGAAACAGAAGGGAAGGUGAACGCAACUGAAAGGGAGAAGAACAGUAUGAAGGCAACGAGCAAGAUGAGUAGCAAGGCGAAUGAGGUUGAAAGGAGCAAGAUAAGUAGCACCGCGAAUGAGGUUGAAAGGUCAGUUGAGGUUGAAAGGUCAGUUGAGGUUGAAAGGUCAUUUGAGGUAACUCCUCGUGAUUCAGAUGAAGAGAUGGAUGAUGUAGUGAAGGAAAUCGUUGUUCCAGAUUCAGACUUUCACAACUUUGAUCUUGACCGAUCUGAAAGUUCUUUUAAAGAUGACCAGAUUUGGGCUGCUUAUGACGAUGACGAUGGAAUGCCUCGGUUUUACGCCCGCAUCCAAAAGGUGAUUUCUGUGAAUCCCUUUAAGAUGAAAAUCAGCUGGCUCAAUUCCAAAAGCACCAGUGAAUUUGGUCCUAUAGACUGGAUGGGUGCUGGUUUUGCUAAAACAUGUGGGGAAUUUAGGUGUGGGAGAUAUGAAUCUACAGAUACACUAAAUGCCUUUUCUCACAGUGUUGAAUUUACCAAAGGUGCAAGAGGACUCCUCCAUAUUCUUCCCAAAAAGGGACAAGUUUGGGCAUUGUAUCGAAAUUGGUCCCCUGAGUGGGACAAGAAUACCCCUGACGAAGUUAAACACAAGUACGAGAUGGUGGAAGUUCUUGAUGACUAUACAGAAGACAAUCAGAGUUUAACCGUGGCUCUCUUACUCAAAGCUGAAGGAUUCAGGGCAGUUUUCCGCAGAAGCACAGAAAGACUUGGUGUGAGGAAGAUUGCAAAGGAAGAAAUGCUUAGAUUCUCCCACCAGGUGCCUCAUUACAUUCUUACAGGGAAAGAAGCUGAUAACGCACCAGAAGGUUGUCUGGAACUAGACCCGGCUGCAACUCCUUGUGCAUUCGCUUCAGAGAAUGCAGAGGCCAAUGAGAAAAGUGAAGCUGUAGAAGAGAAGAGCCCUGUCCCAGAGGAAGAAGUGGGAAUGGAUCAAGAUUAGUGGGUAUGAAGCUAGUAGCAGUCAGUACAGUUGUACAAUGGAGGAAGAAACAUAUCAUAUGGAAUCAUUAGGGUACAGGACUAAUCAAGGUCAGGUCUGAUCUUUUGCUUUUAUCUUUCUUUUGUUUAAGGCUGACCCAGAAACUAGCCAUGUUUUUGGCACAAGAAACUAUCUAUACCGGAAAAAUUAGCCUGAGUAUUUCGAAUAUUUUUUGGGGGUCAAUGUACAAUCUUUUUUUUGGUAUUUUGGUAUUUACUCAAUAGACCUGAAAGAAUCUUGUAAGAACUCUGAUUGAGAUUCGAAUAUAUAUGGUGGUUAUGGGUUAUUA
Molecule: messenger RNA, 3631 nt
Organism: Arabidopsis lyrata subsp. lyrata
Lineage: Eukaryota; Viridiplantae; Streptophyta; Magnoliopsida; Brassicales; Brassicaceae
Exons: 2
Coding region: 1039-3303 (754 amino acids)
Source: RefSeq, a predicted model, not a curated record